UGUAUCAGUCAACAGUGUUCCUGUGUUCAGUGCAGUAUGAGGGCCUUACUGGUGUGUUGUGUGGCGGCGGCGGCGCUGGCGCUCGUCAGCGGCCGCGAGCUGAGCCGCGACAAGCGUGACGCCGACCUGGAGGCGGCCGCCACCCAUCAUAAACACGAGAAGGGCGGCGGCCACGAGCACCACGCGCAUCACCAUCACGACCACGGUGAAAAGGGCCACAAGGGCUACAAGGGUCACCAUCAUCACGAGCAUGGCAAGAAGGGUCACCACCACCACGAGGGGCACAAGGGCCACCACGAUGAGCACGGCGGACACAAGAAGCACCACCACCACGACGACGGUCACCAUCACGAGCAUCACCACGGCGAGAAGGGCCACAAGGGCCACGGUCAUCACGAGGAAGGACAUUACCAUAAGGGACACUCCACCAAGGGCCACCACGGUGUCCACAAGCAUGACGAGUUCAAGAAAGAGAAGCACUUCCAUGACCAUCACGGCGAGAAGGGCCACCACGAGCAUCACGGCGGACACCACGAGGAGCACGGCCACAAGAAGGGCGGCCACCACCACAAGGGCCACAAGCACGGCGGCCACCACGAGCACCACCACGGCAAGAAGGGCCACCAUGAGAAGGGCGGACAUCAUCACGACCAUAAGGGACACCAUGACGAGGGCGGCCACCACGAGCACCAUCAUCAUCACCAUGAUCACGGCAAGAAGGGUGGCCACGAGGACCACAAGCACUGGGGAUUCAAGAAGGGACACUAAACAAUCAAAAGACUGCUUAUAUUUCUAUGGAUGCCAAUUAGUUAAGCCUUACUUGUUUAGGUUUACGUUGUUGAGUUUUUGUUUGUACAGUUUAGGUGAUUUUAUUAAAGAAAUUAUACGUUAAACGAACACCUUCAUUAUGAUGA
Messenger RNA from Leguminivora glycinivorella, 914 nucleotides. Its product is annotated as histidine-rich glycoprotein-like. The transcript has a single exon. NCBI's taxonomy places the organism in Eukaryota, Metazoa, Arthropoda, Insecta, Lepidoptera, Tortricidae. The coding region runs from base 37 to 768 and encodes 243 amino acids. The record is from RefSeq and is a predicted model, not a curated record.